AUGUCGACUCACAGACGCGGUCGCGGCCGAGGUAGAGGUAGGAUAGACACCGUUACUCCUGGCCUGGCAGGGAAUAAUGCAGUAGACUUCAUGGCUGCCCUGGGAAAUAUGGCUGCGGCUAUGCAGGCGACAGCCGAGGCACUGGGUAAUCAGAUAAACCAGGGUAAUCACGGAAACAAUAAUGAUGAGGACGGUCCCAUGACACUUGCUACAUUUCUGAAAUUUCACCCUCCGACCUUUAGGAGAACCUCAAAUCCCACUGAUGUAGACAAUUGGAUUCAGGCUAUGGAACGGACAUUGCAGGCUCAGCAGGUUCCUGAGGAGCAAUGGGUUGAGUUUGGAACUUAUCAGCUGCAGGGUGAGGCUCAGCAUUGGUGGCAGGGGACACGACGUAUCCUGCAGCCAGAUGGCGCUGUGAUUCCUUGGGAGAUGACUGUUGCUGAGUAUACUAGCAGGUUUGAGGAGUUAUGUCGCUUUUCUCGUAUUUGUCAAGGUGCGCCUGAAGAUUUUGCUGAGUGGAAAUGUAUUAAGUAUGAGGGAGGUCUUCGAAGUGAUAUUCUGAGCUUCGUUGCACCAAUGGAUAUCAGAGUGUUUUUGGAACUGGGAAGGAACUUCGCCCCUAGAGGACAAGAUUUUAAGAGAGGCGGUUACACCCCACAACCACAUUUGGGUCAGAAUAACUUCCAGAGAUUCAGUAAUAAUAACAGCCAGGGAAGAGUCAAAGGAAAGCAAGCUCAGACCCCACUGAAUGAUUUAACUUGUAGGAGGUGUGGAAAGUACCACCCGAAUACUCCGUGCAGGGCUGGUUUAUGUGUAUGCUAUUACUGUGGUGAAGCUGGACAUUUGUCUUGGAAUUAUCCAGAAAAGAAGAAGAAUCAAGAAGCUGGAAAGGCACAACAUCAGGGACGCGUGUUCACUAUGACAGCGGAUGGUGCUGGAAGUGCAGAUACUCCGAUUAGAGGUAAUCACAAACUGAUAAUCGAAAUUUCUGACUGCCUUGCAUAG
This is a messenger RNA of Arachis ipaensis, 1005 nucleotides long. The record is from RefSeq and is a predicted model, not a curated record. Lineage: Eukaryota; Viridiplantae; Streptophyta; Magnoliopsida; Fabales; Fabaceae.